Messenger RNA from Leptopilina heterotoma, 3874 nucleotides. RefSeq lists its product as uncharacterized. Bases 1465 to 2751 code for a protein of 428 amino acids. The record is from RefSeq and is a predicted model, not a curated record. NCBI's taxonomy places the organism in Eukaryota, Metazoa, Arthropoda, Insecta, Hymenoptera, Figitidae. The transcript is spliced from 4 exons.
ACUCACUGCUACCCGACUGGUAUUAGCGCGUGUCUUCGAGCGUCGGGCGAGUUAUUGGAUCCAAGGCCUCAAUUUUAAUUAUUACUAUUCUUAGUUGUAAAUAUUGAUAGUUUAAAAUCUCGUGAAUUAGAAAAAAUUGAAGUCUUAACUAUUGUUAAUUUCAAUCAAAAGUAAUGGAGGUUUUUUCAUUUUAAAAGUACAUUAGUACUAGUAUCGAAGCAAAAAUUUGUUCAUCAACCAAACAUGGAUUACCGUAGUAAAUUUUUGGCAGCAUUCGGCUUAAUUUUGCUACUGUCAGUUGGGAAAAUUUCAAUCUUGACAGAAAACGAUGUAGAAAAAAAGGAAAGAAACCAAUCAUUGUCUGAUGAUGAUAUCUGUACUUUUUACGAUUAUUCCUUUCUAAUUGAUCAUUUGCUAUUCCAAAAAACUUAUAAACCAUUAAUAGUAAUCAUUGCACGUCAAUUUGCUGACGGAAUAAACAGAGCAACAAAUAUAUCUCAGAGCAAAAGAAUAUUAGACGUUGAAGAAAUUAAAAACAACAAUUAUUUAAAAAAUAUGUAUAAACUGAUAAAGGAAAAUUUUUAUCUAUAUGAAGCUUACAAUAUAUACUACUUUGUUUAUCCAGUAAAAAUUCUAGACAGUUUUUUCACCAUUUACUGUCAAAAAAUGUUAUUAAGCGAUCAGUUGGGUGUUACCUUUGAUUUUGUUAACGUAAAGAAAGAGUAUCCUUUUUAUGAAGAUAUUUUAGUUCCUCUAAAAACAAGUUACACCAAUUGCCCUCUGGUAGAAUACGUUAACAAAAAACUACAGACAGGUGAGAGUUUCUCUGAAUUAUUCAUAUUGCGAGAACAAUUGUUUAGAGAAAAAACAAAGUACAUAUCCCUAAAAGCAUUCGACAAUGAUUACGCUUGCGAUUCAAUUGGAUUUAAUAUUAAUUCUGAGAGCGAAAAUUUUUUAAUGCAUUUUAACUUAUUACUGAAACAAAUUAAGAAGAAUAAUAACAAUUCUGAUGAAAGUAAAAAGAAAAGUAUUUUCGAAAGAAGUCUAAAGUGCUUCAAGUCGAGACAUCUAUUUGUUACAAAAGAAAUUUUUAACGACGAUAUUCAGGAAAAGAAUCUAAAGCACCCAUUUACUGGAAUUAAUUAUUUAAACUGGAUUAACGAAACUGUAUUUACACUGAAUGCGAAUGAUACCUCAUUUGGCAAUAUUUGCAAAGAUGAACACAAAAUAUACAUAUUUAAUUUAUUUUGUUUUAUAAAAGAUGUAUCUGAUAUUACAUCCUAUAACAUAUCUACGUGGACAGAUACCCUACAACAAUUUGUCGCUAAAUCAUUGGUAAAAAAUGUGAAGUGGUUAAACAAAUUGAUGUUAUUCUAUCAAUAUGAAUAUUUAAUUAAAACUGAUGAUAUUUGAAUCCAAUUUGAAAAUUUGAAAAAAGAAAUUCCAAAUGAAAAUGGGAAUUGGAUGAGUGUAAUGAGUACUGCUUACAACUUGGUUUCAAAUUUGAUGAGAAAAAAUAAUAGUAUGAAGCCUUUGUUAAGUUCGCCCUGUUUAUUUUACAAUUAUGUGGACACAAUUAAUGCCUUACUUCCUGAGAUGGAACUCAAGAAAUUAGUAAUAAUCGUAGCUGAUAGUAUGCUGACAGGAGUACGGAAAACUGCUUUUAUUGCAGACAGACGAGUAGCACCAAAAAUAAAAAGAGAAGAUCUUCAUUAUACAAAACAGUUUGUGUAUGAUGAAAUAAUGAAACAUUUUUAUCUACUUCAAUACAAUGAUACUUAUUAUUAUGUUUAUCCACUAACCAUUAAUAGAUAUGUCAACGUGUUGAUCACCCAUUUCGAGUACAGGGUAAUUAAAAAUUAUUCUAAACUUUUGUUUUAUUAUGUAAACUUUUCCAAACAUUUUCCCCCUAAUGAAUUUAUUAGCAUUGGUUAUAAUGACUCAGUAAUUCCCGCUCUACCAGACAACUGUCACUUAUUUACAACAAACUGUACGAACCGUUUUUUAAGUCCCAUAUAUUUAAUUGAUCUGCAUCAAGAAUUUCACAGACGAUAUUCAAAAUAUUUUUCAGUAUACGCCACUUUUUACAAAAGUUUCACAGAAUUUAUUAAUAAUCCCUAUUCACAAUAUGAAGGAAAUCAUACGAUUGAAUAUGCACAGAAGUUUUACAAUUUUUUAGAAACGCAACCAAUUACUUACUAUACACAUUAUUUAUUUAAUGAUUUACCGUGCUCAUCUUUGCAGGAAAUAAAUAAAAGAAUUAACAUUGAUUUCAGCAUAACUGAAAUAGAAGAUUUUUAUCGUAUUUUAUUUCUCAUACAAUCUGCUUAUAAUAACAUAACAUCAAUAAAUAUCACAGACAAUGAUAGUUUAAAAUAUUUUUGUAUGAAUUCGAAUAUUUUUCAGUUCAUUAAACUCUUUUGCUUUUGGAAAAUAAAUUAUCUUGAAGGUAUGCUAAAACAUAUAGAUACGAAAUCGUUUUAUUUUGAGUAUAUCAAAUUGUAUGCUGAAGAGGAGAAAAAUGUUAUUACUGAAUAUUUGUCAAAAACAUUAAAUUGGAUGCACGAAAUGUUAAAGUUUGAUUAUUACGAUAUGUAUAAUGAAGGUACAAUUUUAAGACAAUCAAAACUUUCAUACUCGAAAAUACCAAAAAUUAUCACAAAUGGUGCUGAUUCGUUAGACAAAUUCUAUUUAGUAAUAAGAGAAACUGCAUUUUAUCGAGGAUGUAAAAAUUAUUUGAUAUUGAAAUAGUAUAUUUCGUAACAACUGCUAGCACUAGUUACGAACGAUAUUUUUCAUAACAAGGUGCAAAAAAGUGCCCUUUUUUACACCGCGUUAUAAAAAAUUAGAUAUAAUAUUAACAUAUGUAAAUAACUAUUUCAUGUGUUUUGUUCUAUUGAAAUAUGAAAUACUUAUUUACAUGUUAAGUACAUAAUUAUAUUGAUCAGUUCUUUGACAAAAUAAAAACAUCUAUGACAAUACAUUGACUCUGUUCUACAAAAUAAUCAUCACCAUCUAUAUAAAUAAUUAUUUUUUUAUUAAAACCGACCGUAUCGUAAUGAAUAAUUUGUCUUUAUUUAAAAAACAAGAGAAACAAUUUCGCUUUUCACUUAGAUUAAUCUACUAAGUUUAAUGUAAUUCUGAUAUGCACUCCUAAGUAACUGUUGUAAUGUAAUUAAUUAUAAUUUAAACAAUAAAAAAUGUAUGAUUAACCCUCCAUCCGUCGCAUCUUUUUUUGUAACGCGAUCCGUCGCAGGUGAGCAAACUGCUCACCAUCAUAAAUUAGUCCAAAAUUGUUGUAAAAUGACAAAUUUUUUUGGAAUGUUCAUUAGAAUUUCUAAACAACUUAUUAGAAGUAAAAUUAACUUUCAUUUUCAGCUAAUUAUUUAAAUAAGAAAUUAAUGACAAAUGAAAUUUGUUUCACGCAGAUGAAUGAAUAGGUAAAUAUGUUUACAAUAACAAGUUUGUGCAGGUUAAGAAUUUAAAAUAAGCACAAAUUCUAUCAACUUAUAAAUAACAUGAUUGAGACUUAACAUAACCAAAAUACCAUAUUUACAAAUUUCAUGAAAAAUUUCAUCAAUCAUAAAUUUCAUGAUUUGAAACUUUGAAAACGAAAGUUUCAACGGCGUAUUACUAGUGUUGCAUAACUCCCCACCUUUUUCUGAAAGGUCAAAAAACAGUGUUUUUGAAAAACAAGCAAGAGUCAGUUUUGAAUUUUAAUGAAUAAAUCAUGCCAAAAGAUAUGUUAGUAAAUGUACUAAAAGCUGUAUAUGACAGAAUUCGAUAAAAAAAAUUUCUAUAGUAUUUUUGACCCGAAAACAAAACCCGUUGUACAACUACCCAUUCUCCCCUAUAUAUAUAUACCCAAUCAGCA